Molecule: messenger RNA, 1814 nt
Organism: Puntigrus tetrazona (Sumatra barb)
Lineage: Eukaryota; Metazoa; Chordata; Actinopteri; Cypriniformes; Cyprinidae
Gene: tmprss3a
Product: transmembrane serine protease 3a
Exons: 13
Coding region: 1-1557 (518 amino acids)
Biological process (GO): proteolysis
Cellular component (GO): membrane
Molecular function (GO): protein binding; serine-type endopeptidase activity
Source: RefSeq, a predicted model, not a curated record
AUGGCUAAUCCAGAUGAACUGGAGUCUGCAGCAAGUGUAGAUGUUGGGGCUGAUAUAAAUGGAGGAUCUAUUCCCUGUAGAGACACAACACAGACAGAUGGUCAGGGUACAACCGAUCAGAUAUAUCCUGAGAAAAUAGAGGUGGUUUCUGUAACUGAGAAUGACAUUGCCUCUAUGGAUACCCCGACCCUGCUCAACGCCAGUCCGCUGGACAGUUCAAGUGCCAGUCCUGCUCCAGAUGACAACACCAUCAAACCAACCAAAGACCCUCUCACAGAAACCCCUUCAGCACAGCCCAGCCUGUCAAUGCCACUUACCAAAGUCCAGCCCUUUGUUACAGAGGACAAAACACUUAGGGGAAGACUAUUUGCACGCAGGAUGGAGAUACUGAUCGGGGCCUGUGUCCUGCUCACCCUCACUAUUGUGCUUGGAAUUGGAUUGGGUGUUGGGUUAAGCUGUACAGGGAAGUUUCGAUGUGUCUCUGGGUGUGUUAGACUGUCUGCACAGUGUGAUGGACACUUCGAUUGUGAACACGGAGAAGAUGAGCUCAGCUGCGUUUGUGCUGAGUGGGAAGAGCUUUCUGCUUGCAAACAGCUUGGAUAUCUGAGAUAUGUGGAGUCGAAAGCUCUUCCUCUGUCUUCUAUUGAGCAGGACUUCCAAAGUAACCUGGUGUCAAUAACUAUGAACAGCACAAAUCUCCAACAGGCCAUCAAGAUACACAACAUAACCAGUUUCAGUAAAACCCAGUGCAGUCUGGGAAUGAUAACAACACUUAAGUGCAUAGCUUGUGGUUCCAGACCUAAGUUCAGCACUCGUAUAGUGGGCGGUAACCUGUCUGCUGAGGGUCAGUUCCCCUGGCAGGUGAGCCUGCACUUUCAGAACGAGCACCUGUGUGGAGGCUCCAUUAUAUCGUCUCUCUGGAUCCUGACUGCUGCACACUGUGUGUACGGGUUUGCAUACCCUGUGCUGUGGAGCGUCUACGUGGGUUUGACUGAUCAGCCAGUCAAUGCGGCGGACUCUCUCGCUGUGGAGAAGAUCAUUUAUCACAGCCGCUACAGACCCAAGGGCUUGGAUCAUGAUAUAGCUCUGAUGAAACUGGUGCAGCCCCUCAGCUUCAAUGGUUUUGUGGAGCCUAUUUGUCUGCCGAACUUUGGGGAGGAGUUUGAGGAUGGUAAAAUGUGCUGGAUCUCAGGAUGGGGCGCCACAGAGGACGGAGGUGAAGGAAGCAUUUCGCUGCAUUCAGCUACAGUCCCACUGAUCUCUACAAAGGCCUGCAGCCAGCCGGAGGUUUAUCAAGGUUAUAUAUCACCAGGCAUGAUCUGCGCAGGGUACUUGGAGGGAGGAACGGACUCCUGCCAGGGUGACAGCGGUGGUCCGUUGGCUUGCGAGGAUUCCUUCACCUGGAAAUUGGUGGGAGCCACGAGCUGGGGACAAGGCUGUGCAGAAAAAAACAAACCUGGGGUUUACACGCGCAUCACACAGUCCCUCACCUGGAUACAUCUGCAGAUGGAGAGAGAAGAAAUACUACAUCCCUCUGCUACCAGCUCUGAUUAUUGAGACACAAAACCGAAUCCAAAUAAAGACUCCACACAGAAAAACUCCAAAGCCUGCCACAGGUUGCACCGGUCACUGUAUUUCACAGAGGCACAGCGGAACAAACCAUUAUAUUACGUUCACUCGAAUCUAACAAAAGGUUUUAUUUGGUGUAAGUAGUCUUAUACAGUACUUGCUAUCGUUUGAAGAAAUACCUGCCAAACACUCAUCUGAUGUGUCACCAUGAAUGACUAAAUACACAGAUAUUUCAAGAGACAGGC